AAAACAGAAAGAAGUGAUAGAAGAAAGCAAGGCGGAAAUCAUGAAAGAAAAAAAUGAUGUUGAGUCAGUCAAGGUUGAGAUGAAAAGACAGAAAGAAGACCUGGAAAACCAGUUGGAAGAGAUGAAAACAGAGAAGAAAAAGGUUGAUAUCAUUAAGGCUGACCAACAGAAAGAGAAAGAAGAAAUUGAAGAAAUCAGAGAAGAUAUUGAAAGACAAAGAGCUGACGUUGAAAAGGUCAAAGCUGAUAUUAAACAACAGUCAGAAGACCUAAAUAAUAAGUUGGAAGAGAUGAGGACAGAGAAAGACGUGUUACAGAAGAUGCAUCUUGACAUUCAAAAAGAGAAAGAUGAAGUCAACAAAGACAAGGAAGAGAUCAUACAGGAGAAGGCUGAGAUUGAGAUGAUGAAAGCUGAGAUACACCAAAUGAAAGAAAAAACCAUGAAGGACACAGAAAAUUUGGAAAAGAGGAUGGGUGAGAUAAUUAAACAGAAAGAAGACCUUGAAAUGGAAACUGCAGAGAUGCAGACAGAGAAGAACAAAAUGACAAAGAUUAUAGUUGAUUUGGAGAAAAAGAACAAAGAUGCAGAUAAACAGCUAGAGGACAUAAUGUCAGAAAAAAAUGCCAUUGAACAGAUGAGGGAUGACAUGAAAAAACAAGAAGAUGACCUGGAAAAAAGAAUGAAAGACAUGAAAAAAGAAGAGGACAAGAUUAGCAUUGCUAUUGCUAACUUAGAAAAACAGAAAGAAGUGAUAGAAGAAAGCAAGGCGGAAAUCAUGAAAGAAAAAAAUGAUGUUGAGUCAGUCAAGGUUGAGAUGAAAAGACAGAAAGAAGACCUGGAAAACCAGUUGGAAGAGAUGAAAACAGAGAAGAAAAAGGUUGAUAUCAUUAAGGCUGACCAACAGAAAGAGAAAGAAGAAAUUGAAGAAAUCAGAGAAGAUAUUGAAAGACAAAGAGCUGACGUUGAAAAGGUCAAAGCUGAUAUUAAACAACAGUCAGAAGACCUAAAUAAUAAGUUGGAAGAGAUGAGGACAGAGAAAGACGUGUUACAGAAGAUGCAUCUUGACAUUCAAAAAGAGAAAGAUGAAGUCAACAAAGACAAGGAAGAGAUUACAAAGGAGAUGGCUGAGAUUGAGAUGAUGAAGGCUGAGAUACACCAAGCGAAAGAAAAGACCAUGAAAGACACAGAAAAUGUGGAAAGGAUAAAGCAUGAAAUAAUGGAACAGAAAGAAGACCUUGAAAGACAAAUUACAGAGAUCAAGACAGAGAAAGACAAAUUGGCUAUAAUUAUGUUUGAUUUGGAGAAAAAGAACAAAGUAGUGGAUAAAGAGCUAGAGGAGAUACAAAUGGAAAAGGAUGUCAUUGAACAGAUGAAGGCUCAAUUGAAAAAAGAAGAAGAUGAACUGGAAAACAGGAUGGUAGAUAUAAAGAAAGAGGAGAACAGUAUCUCCAUGAUUGUUCAUGACUUAGAAAGAAAAAUAGCAGACCUACAAAACAAGCUAGAAGAGCUGAGGAGAGAAAAGAAUGAGAUGGAGAUCAUCAUGACCAAGUUACGGGAUGAAAAAGAUGACAUUGAAAGAACAAAUGCAGAGAUUUUAAGGGAAAAGGAAACUAUUGACCAAAUUAAAGUUGAAAUAAGUAGACAAAAAUAUGCCCUUGAAAAAAGGAUUGAUGAGAUAAUGCAAGAGAAAAUAGAGAUGGCCAAGGUCAUGGCAGACACAGAAAGACAGAAAGAAGGAAUGAAAGAAACCAGAGUAGAGAUCAUGAGAGAAAAAGAUGCUGUUGAUCAGGCAAAGGCUGAGAUGAAAAUACAGAAAGAACUCCUGGAAAACCAGUUGGAAGAAAUAUGCAAAGAGAAGCAAAGGAUGGAUAUCAGUAUGGCUAACUUACAGAAAGAGAACGAAAAACUAGAAGAAAACAAGAAAGAGACUGUGUGGCAGAGAGCUGAUCUUGACAAGGCCAGAGUUGACACAAAAAAACAGAAAGAUGAACUGGAAACAAGGAUGGAAGAUGUGAAGAGAGAGAUGGAGAGGUUAGAGCAGAUUCACCUAAAGAUUCAGAAACAGAACGAUGAAAUUAAAGAAAACAAGGAACAGGUAACACAGGAGAAGGCUGAGAUUGAGAUGAUAAAGGCUGAGAUUCAACAACAGACAGAAAAUACCAUUAAGGACAAGGAAAACCUUGAAAGGAUGAAGGAUGAAAUAGUUAAACAGAAAGAAGACCUUGAAACAAGAAUUGCAGAGAUCAUGACAGAGAAAGACAAACUAGAUAUGAUUGUGCUUGAUUUGGAGAAAAAGAACAAAAAAUUGGAUAAAUACUUAGAGGAGAUAAUAAUGGAAAAAGAUUCCAUUGAAGAAAUGAAGUCUGAUUUGAAAAAACAAAAAUAUGAGCUAGAAAACAGGAUGAUAGAAAUAAAUAAAGAAGAGGACAAGAUAGCCAGGAUUGUUGCCGACUUAGAAAGACAAAGAGAAGAGCUGAAAAACAAGCUGGAAGAGGUGAGGAGAGAAAAGGAUGACAUGAAGGUCACCAUGGCCAAGUUACAGGAACAAAAAGAAGAAAUUGAAAGAAAUAAUGAAAGGAUUUUAGGGGAAAGUGAAAUUAUUGACCAACUGAAAGCUGAAAUAAGUAGACAAAAAGUUGACCUUACUAAAAAUGUUGACAAAAUAAAACUAGAAGAAAUAGAGAUCGCCAAAGUCAUGGCAGACAUAGAAAGACAGAAAGAGGAAAUGGAAAAAACCAGGGUAGAGAUCAUGAGAGAAAAAGAGGAUGUUGAUCAGGCAAAGGCUGAGAUGAAAAGAUUGGAAAAGGACUUGGAAAACAAGCUGGAAGAGAUUAGAAAAGAGGAGGAAACGAUGGGUACCAGUAGGGCUGAUUCACAGAAAGUGAAAGAAGAACUUGAAGAAAGCAGAAGAGAUAUUGCUCGACAGGAAACUUAUAUCAAUCAAGUGAAAACUGAUAUUGAACAACAGAAAGAAGUCAUAAAAAACAAGUUGGAGGAGAUCAGCAAAGAGAAGGACAAAUUACAGCAGAUACAUCUUGACAUUCAGAAAGAAAAUGAAAUAAUUAAAGCAAACCAUGAAGAAGUCACAAGGGAAAAGAUUGAGAUUGAAAUGAUGAAGGCUGAGAUAAAACAACAAAAAGAAAAGACAAUAAAGGACACAGAAAUUCUGGAAAGAGUGAAGGAUGAAAUAGUCCAUCAAAAAGAAGAGGGAGAAAUCUGUUUAGUUGAGGUAAAAAAUAAAAGGGAAAUGAUGGACAUAAUGACAGCUAAAUUGGAGAAACAGGCAGAAGAAAUGGAGGAAUCCUGUGAUCAGGUUAGAAAGGAAAAGCAAGAGGUUGAGCAAGUCAAAUUUGAAAUGAGGAGACUAAAAGAUGAGCUUGAAACAAAAAUCAAAGAAAUAAAAGAAGAGAAGGAAAACAUGGCCAUGAUUAUCCUUGAUUUGGGGAAAAAGAACAAUGAAGUGGAUGAACAGCUAAAGGGGAUUAAAAGGGAAAAAGAUGGCAUUGAACAGAUGAAGGUUCAGUUGAAAAAACAAGAAGAUGAACUGGAACACAGGUUGAUAGACAUAAAGAAAGAGGAGGACAAAAUUGCCAAGCUUGUUGCUGACCUAGAAAAACAAAGAGAAGACCUUGAAAUGGAAACUAUGGAGACACAGAGAGAGGACAAAUUGACAAAGAUUAUGGUUGAUUUGGAGAAAAAGAACAAAGAAGUAGAUAAACACUUAGAGGAGAUAAAAAGUGAAAAAGAAAACUUUGAACAAGUUCAGGCAGAUUUGAAAAAGGAAAAAGAUGACUUGGACAAUAGGAUGAUAGAUAUAAAGAAGGAAGAGGACAAAAUUGCCAAUAUUGUUGCUGACCUAGAAAGGCAGAGAGAAGACCUGAAAAACAAGCUGGAAGAAGUAAGGAAAGAAAAGGGUGAGAUGGAGAUUACCAUCACUGAUUUACAGAGAGAAAAAGAAGAAUUGGAAAGAACUAAAGCAGAGAAUUUAAGGGAAAAGGAAACUAUUGGUAAACUGAAAGCUGAAAUAAAGAGUCAAAAAGAUGACCUUGAAACCAAAAGAGUAGCCAUGUUACCAGAAAAGGCAGAGAUGGCCAUGGCAAUGCUGGAUGAAGAAAGGCUGAGGGAAGGAAUGGAAGAAAAAAGGGCAGAGGUCAGAAGAGAAAAAGAGGAUGAGUUGGUUGAGGCGGAGAUGGUAAGAUCAAAAGAAGACCUGGAAAAAUUGAUGGAAGAGAUGAGGACAGAAAAGGAAAAGAUGGAUUUAAUUAAGGCCGACAUUCAGAAAGAAAAAGAUUUUGUUGAAGAAAGCAGGAGAGGCAUCGCUUUGCAAAAAGAUGAUCUUGACAAGGUCAAAGCUAACAUUAAAAAACAGAAAGAUGAACUGGAAACAAGGAUGGAAGAUGUUAAGAAAGAGAUGGAAAGGUUAGGGCAGAUUCAGCUUGAUAUUCAGAGACAGAAUGAUGACAUUAAAGCAAUCAAGGAAGAACUAAGACGGGAGAAGGCUGAGAUACAGCAACAGAAAGACAAGUCCAUGAAGGACACUGAAAAUGUGGAAAGGAUGAUGGCAGAAAUACUUAAACAAAAAGAAGACCUUGAAAUGGAAACUAUGGAGAUACAGAGAGAGAAGGACAAAUUGACAAAGAUUAUGGUUGAUUUGGAGCAAAAGAACAAAGAAGUAGAUAAACACUUAGAGGAGAUAAAAAGUGAAAAAGAAAACUUUGAACAAAUUCAGGCAGAUUUGAAAAAGGAAAAAGAUGACUUGGACAAUAGGAUGAUAGAUAUAAAGAAGGGGGAGGACCAAAUUGCCAUGAGUAUUGCUGAAUUGGAAAGUCAGAAAGGAGACCUGCACUAUAAACUGGAAGAGGUGAGGAGAGAGAAGGAUGAGAUGGAGAUCAUCAUGGCUAAUUUACUGGGAGAAAAAGAAGAAAUUGUUAGAACUAAGGCAGAGAUAGUGAGUGAAAAGCAAACUAUUGACCAAUUGAAAACUGAACUUAGACUAAAAGAUGAGCCUGGAACAAAAACAGAAGAUAUAAACCUAGAAAAGGGAGAAAUUGGCAUCUUAGUAACAGACAAACAAAAAGAUGAAAUGGGUGAAAUCAAGGCAGAAGUCUUGAGAGAAAAAGAAGAUACUGAGUUAGCCAAGGCUGAGAUGAAAAGAGACAAAGAUGACCUGGAAAUGAAGUGGAAAGAGCUGAUGACAGAGAAGGAACGGAUUGAGAUCACCAUGGCCAACUUAGAGAAACGGAAAGAAGAAACUGAACAAAUCAGGAGAGACACACUGAGGGAGAAAAUGCACAUUCAACAGAUCAAGUUAGAGUUACAAAGACAGAAAGAAGACACGGAACACAGGCUAGUGGCUAAAAAGACAGCGGUUGAAACUACAGAGGCAGAGUCACAGACUGCAGAAGUAGAGUGGGAGAAAAUGAGGGAUGAAACAGUGAAAGAAAUGAUGGAACACUUUAUGGAAAAGAUAAUGAGAGAAAAGGAUGAUUUGGAAGUGACUAAAGCUCAGAUAAGCAGACAGAAAUUUGAAAUUGAGAGUAGAAUAGAAGAGGCAAAGAGGGAGAAGGCUUAUUUGCUGAGACUGAAUGAAGAAAUUGAACAAAAAAGGCAUGAGGCAAUGAGAGAGAAGUAUAACAUGGAAGAAAUAAAAGCUAAAAUACAGAGACAGAAAGAGGACUUAGAAAAGAGAAUGGAGGAAACACACAGGAUGGAAGAGAUGAAAGGUCCACUGCUGAGGGCAAUACAAGAAUUAGAACAAUGCAGGAAAGAAAUACAGAGAGUAAAACAAGAAAUGGAACAAAGCAGGGAAGAGACAAGGCAGGAGAAGGACAGAAUGGAACUCAUGAAGAUUGAGAUACGGACAUUAAAGCAUCAGCUGAAUGAACAAAGAGGUAUAAUUGUAAAUAAAGAGUUGAAACAUAUUGGAAUGCAGACAGAUUUGGAAUAUCUGGAACAUACCAAAUCUCACUUAAAGGGAACCAUGGAGGAUAUGGACAGCAUGGGAGAUGAGACAGAUACUUACAGAGAGCUGGAAGGCGGAGUGGAAAAAACAACAAGAGAAAAGGACAAAAUGACCCUUUUGGAAACUGAGAUAAUGAGAGACAGAGAAGCUCAGGAGCGACUGCAGGAUGAGACCAUGAGAAAAAAACAACAUAUUUUCCAGAUCAAGACAGAGAUACAUGGAGUAAAGGGCGAAAUGGAGAAAAGACAGGAGGAAGACCAGAAAGAAGAGCUGGACCAGAGACCUGAUUUACUCAGAGAGGGGGAAGAACUGGAACAGAGACCUGAUUUCCAGAGAGAGGGGGAAGAGCUGGACCAGAGACCUGAUUUCCAGAGAGAGGGGGAAGAACUGGAACAGAGACCUGAUUUCCAGAGAGAGGGGGAAGAGCUGGAACAGAGACCUGAUUUCCAGAGUGAGAGGGAACAGCUGGAACAGAGACCAGAUUUCCAGAGUGAGAGGGAAGAGCUGGAAAAGAUGAAGAUUGAGAUAGAGACAACCAAGAACUUGUUGAAGAGAAGAGAAGAUGAGUUGGAGAAACUAAAGGACAAGAUGCUCAAAGACAUAGAGGAACUGAGGAAGGAAAAGGAAACAGAAAUCAAGGGACUAAAGGAAGAAAAGAAAAUAGAGAUAGAACAACCCAAGACCAUGGAGAAAAAGAAGCUAAAGAAAUUUAAGGACAAAAAGAAAAGGACACUGAAGGAGGAGAAAGAAGGGGUAGCAGUGGAGUGGUUCAUGGAAGAGACACACGGACAGAUGGACAGACCUACUGAGAAACUGUAUUUGCCUGAAGGACACUCUUCCCUGGGUCAAAUGAUGAGAGAGAGUGAUGCUCAGGAGAGACAGCAGGAUGAGACAAUGAGAGAAGACCAAAUUCUUGACCUGGUCAAGAGAGAGAUACAUGGAAUUGAGGAAGAGGUGGGGAAAAGACAGGAGGAGGACCAGAAGGAACAACUGGAACAGAGACCUGAUUUACAGAGAGAGAGGGAAGAGCUGGAAAAGAUGAAGAUAGAAAUACAGAUAACCAAGGACUUGUUGAGGAGAAGAGAACAGGAGAUGGAAAAUCUAAAGGAUGAGAUGGUCAAAGACAUGGAGAAACUAAAGGAGGAAAAGGAAACAGAAAUUGCAAGACUGAAGGAAGAGAAGAUCGUAGAGAUGGAACAACUUGAGGAUGAAAAGAGCCUGAAGAAAGAGAGGCUAAAGGAAUUUAGUGACAGACGGAAAAAGACAACGAAGGAGGAGGAAGAAGGGGUAGAAGUGGAGUCGUUCAUGGAAGAGACACACAGACAGAAGGACAGAUCAUCUGAGGAACUGAGACCUGAUUUACAGAGAGAGAAGGAAGAGCAGGAACAGAGACCUGAUUUCCAGAGAGAGAGGGAAGAGCUGGAAAAGAUGAAGAUAGAAAUACAGAUAACCAAGGACUUGUUGAGGAGAAGAGAACAGGAGAUGGAAAAUCUAAAGGAUGAGAUGGUCAAAGACAUGGAGAAACUAAAGGAGGAAAAGGAAACAGAAAUUGCAAGACUGAAGGAAGAGAAGAUCGUAGAGAUGGAACAACUUGAGGACGAAAAGAGCCUGAAUAAAGAGAGGCUAAAGGAAUUUAAAGACAGACGGAAAAAGACAACGAAGGAGGAGGAAGAAGGGGUAGAAGUGGAGUCGUUCAUGGAAGAGACACACAGACAGAUGGGCAGACCAGCUGAGGAACUGCUUUUGCCUGAAGGACAGUCUUUCCUGAGUCGAAACAUGUGGAGAUUAGCCAGUGUAUUUUGUCAAUGGUGGAUAUUUCUUUUGUUUUUUAUUUUUUUGGCUGUAUACAUCCUAGAAUUGCACUGAGCACAAAGCCUUAAAUGUAAUAUACACCCAUCCAUUAUCUAUACCUGCUUAUCCUGGUCAGGGGGGUGUCGGAGCCUAUCCCAGCGUGCAUUAGGUGAGAGGUAGGAAUACAACCUGGACAGAUCACCAAUCUAUCAUAGGACUUAUAUGUAAUAUUCUUAAUAAAAACAUAAUUUUAAAGUGGUGAAGAAAAAAAUUAUUGUUAAGAAAAUAAUGUGUUUGACCAACCAAUGAGACUCCAAUCAGACUACACAAUCGUUUAAACUAGCUACCAGCUAUCAUAACCCUCUGAUCAUUUUAGCCCUAUGUCAGGAUUGUGUCAUUCAUCAUUAACAACAAUAUGAAAACAGCCAUGAUACAUUUUGGAGAAAGACAACGAUGUUUAACAUUAAUUUGUUUUGUUGUUUUCUUCAUGUAGAUAUCAGGUUGACUAUUGAUGACUAUUAGAUUUACAAAUAUUUUAUUUUUUUCCUUUCUUAACAUCAGCAGUUAUGCAAGAAUCCAUAGACUACAGAACUCUUGCCUGGUGCAGCCUUUCAUUUAAAUGUGUGUCGUUGGUACAGAAUUGUAUAUAAGGGUACAUACAUACUUAACAACUGCUAAAGAGAUUUCUAUGCACAAAUUGAUGAGUGUAAUUUCUAAAGAAAAUUAUACCAAGUUCCUAUUCUUGUAAUCCAAGUGGAUCGAGGUGAGGAAAGAAAGAAAAUGUCUUCACUCA
This is a messenger RNA of Anguilla rostrata (American eel), 8546 nucleotides long. RefSeq names its product trichohyalin-like. Gene Ontology annotation, biological process: regulation of apoptotic process. The record is from RefSeq and is a predicted model, not a curated record. The coding region runs from base 41 to 7828 and encodes 2595 amino acids. NCBI's taxonomy places the organism in Eukaryota, Metazoa, Chordata, Actinopteri, Anguilliformes, Anguillidae. The transcript is spliced from 4 exons.